AUGGAGCCAACUGAAGUCGUUGACAGCCUUCGUGGGCUUGUGGCCGUCGCCGACAAUGCAUUCCGAAGCACAUACGAUUUUGCGAAGGACAAGAUUGACCCGUUCAUGGACAUCAAGAGGCGUGACGAAAUCCGCCGCGUUGCAACCGAGAUCCAAGACCUGGCUGGAUUACUGCAUCGACUCACUUUGGUGGCUUCCACCUUUGACGAAGAUCACGAUCAGGUUCUUGAUGAUGUUUAUGGCCUCCGCUCGCCGAAGCUACCGCAACAGCUAUUCUCUUGCCGACAGACACUGAUGAAACUCGAGGCAAGCUUGAGCCGUAGGAAGCUUACCUACGAUGUCAUAAAACGGGAGGAAGAUCUCAAACCACGAGCAAAGCUGAGAUGGCCCUUCACGACAGCGUGGACCGUUGACCUGAUACAAGAAAUUGGUCAACACAAAGAGGCUGUUACUAGGGCUCUCUCCUCCAACUCCAUGAACGAGCUGCUGCAAAGCUUUUCUAAAGGGAAAGAUCGACAUUCUCCAAAUCGCAGAGAAGUCAUCAGAAGAUACGUGAUGGGCCGUUGCAGGUUCUCAAAGGAGAACUCCACCGUGACGUCGUUCUUCGCAAGGGUUGACCAUCUUGAAGUCCUCACGCGGACUGUCAGCAAACGAACCCACUGGACAGAGUAUGAGUUGCUGGAACAUGAACCCAUCCGAUGCUGGAUAGACCACGGUAAUUCCAGCGACAAAAGCUCCCAUCUUUGGAUCACAGGCGGCCCUGGAGCCGGGAAGACGACUUUUGCCGCCACACUCAUCGAAACCGCGAUCCAUACACACUAUUCUGAUCAAGCCACCGCGGUAAUCUUUGCCUUCUGUCGAUUCUCAGACCCACGAUCCUACGAAUGCUUUUAUUUCCUCAGCACUCUUCUUGCCCAGAUUGCCGUACAGCACCCAUCGGCAAUGACUAUACUCGGGAAAUACUACUCCGAGUUGCGAACUCGAAGACUAGUCGAAAUACCGACUAUAGAAAGAAUGAAGACAGUCUUCUUCGCUAUGACGAAAGUGUUUCGGCAGGUCCUAUGUGUCGUUGAUGGGGUGGAUGAGUGCUCUGGCGAGGGCGAUAACGUCACGCAAUUGAUGGCUUCAUUAGCAUCAGAAUCUGGCAACGUCAGAUUAGCCAUGGUGUCGCGUUAUCGGCAAAGAAUAGAGACCACUCUCAAAGGCAGCUUUGGCGAAUCGCUUUGUUGCAAGGAAUUUGAGCCCGACAGACACCAGCUGGAAGUGUUCGCCGCCACAGAGAUUGAGAAGAUGGCCAUGGGGGCGAAUUCAGUCUUCCACAACUUGCGACUGAAAGACAAUGUCAUUCAGAGCCUCGGUCCUGUUAAAAACCCAAAAAGCUUCCGGUUUGCAUCUUGCUCCAUCGAGUAUAUCGCACGAUACGCCACGACGGAAAAUUUGCACGAGAUGUCGAAGACACUUCCGCAAAAUCUGGAAGGGAUAUACAAGCUGACCCUCCAGCGCUUCAACGAACAACCGGCUUCAACCAAAGCUCUGAUUCAAUCUGCUCUUCAGUUGACCGCGUUCUCGGACCCUCCACUCACGAGCCAUGAGCUUUGCCAGGCGCUAUCGGUGGCAAGCAUACCCGGGCUGGAUGCCGAUGAGUUGGAAUACCCUGAAGUCGAUGAAAAUGAGAUCAUGGAUGCAUGUGGCAUCUUUCUGACCAAGUCAACUCGCGGAGAAGAGUUCGGGCUGGCACACAAUACGGUCAAAGAGUUUCUGGAACACAUAGACCCCACUGAUCCAGAGUUCGCGGGAUACCCCCAGUAUUCGUGGAACUCCAUGGGCGCUCUGGGGCUGAAGUCGUCUGAGUGGGCAGGGAACUAUCGAAUCUUUGCCGCGAUGGUCAAGGGUGGUGCUCAAAUGCACGACGACGCCAUCCACACAUUUCGAUUACGGUGUCGGGAGUGGACGAAGUACAAAAAGGAGCAAGCAAGAUUAGAUGUGGCUACCAUCUUGGAGAUUCUUGGAGACAUGGUUUUGCAGGGAGAGGCAGAAGCUUCAGCAUAUCUUACAGCAUUCCGACAUGUUGUCGCAGACAUGCAUGAUAUCGAUGUACCACUGCCUGCUCUUGAGGCUGUGACGGAUGACAUGCUUGUCGAGAGGAUGAAAAAGGCUAUUGAGAGCGACUCCUUGAGCGCCUUGAAGGAAACCGGUCAAACACCACGAGGUCAACUGCUACUUCAGGACGACACGCUGGACGGCCUUCUUGACCACGCUAUGUCAAAUCUGGCCGCCAACUGCUUAAGCUUUCUGCUCGAUCGCUUCUCUGGAUCCGAAAGUGAGAAUGUCAAAAUGGCAAGACUGCUGCUCAGAUGUACGAAGAAUGAGUUCGAGGACGUCCUGGUGAGCCUUUUGAAACAUGGAUCCAAGGCAACAACCACCGAUAGAGAGGGUCGCAACAUCUGGCACCUAUCAACCGGGCGUAAGUCUGGAAGAAUUCUUCAGGUGCUGAUGUCGACGCAUGUCGGAAAGGAAGAUCGCGAAAUAGCGUUGCAUGCACUUGAUAACAUCAAUGGGCGGACGCCACUGGCCAACGCCCUCUUUACAGGUCAUCCGGAUUAUCAUGAAGCCAGCAUCAUCCUCAAACACUGUCAGGCAAGUAAAGACAUGUUACAGAGCGCUCGCCCCUCGGUAAAUGCCAUCAUCGCAGGCAUCGAGUCCUCCAAAACCCUGCAAGAACUUCAUAACCGCGGCGUUCUACCGGUUCCAGGCGAUGAGACGCCUCUGCAUGAUCUACAGCCGAACAUUCUCUAA
Colletotrichum siamense is the source of this 2796-nucleotide messenger RNA. RefSeq names its product Vegetative incompatibility protein HET-E-1. The coding region runs from base 1 to 2796 and encodes 931 amino acids. Lineage: Eukaryota; Fungi; Ascomycota; Sordariomycetes; Glomerellales; Glomerellaceae. The record is from RefSeq and is a predicted model, not a curated record. The transcript is spliced from 4 exons.